This is a messenger RNA of Symbiodinium necroappetens, 315 nucleotides long. The record is from the annotation of a GenBank genome assembly. Lineage: Eukaryota; Dinophyceae; Suessiales; Symbiodiniaceae.
AUGGCCCGCUCCGUGAUGUUGACCGCCGCAGUGCUGCUGUGCUCGGGUGCUCUUUUCAGUGCCUUCGUGCCAGCUGCGCGUCCAGUCACAUCGACGCCGACUGUGUCAGGAACGACCGUCGCCGUGAGCACGGCCCUGCUUGCCCCGCAGGCCGCAUUCGCGGAUGAGGGAGCGGUGUGGAUUCCUGCACUCUCCGCCAUCGGUGCUGGAUUUGCCAUCGGCUUGGCCGCGAUCGGUUCGGGAGUUGGUCAGGGCAUUGCAUCCGGACGCUGCAUUGACGGCAUCUCCCGCCAGCCAGAGGCUGGGGAGUGUUAG